AUGGCUGCUAUGGAGUCAGAAAAGCGGACUACAGGCAAGGUACCUCAACAAUCCCGCCCUCGAUUUUCAUCGUCCAGUUAUGAUCCAGGAGCCCAUUCCGAGCCCAAUGCCUUGGAUUUCUCAAAUAUUGUAGAAGACAAAUUAUGGAAACCCAUCAUCUGGUGUCCUGCCAAUUUCCCACCGGAAUUAUUUGAAAUAGCGAUUGCACAGCUCGUACAUCAUCCGGAGUACAAUUCGACGCUGAUCCUCCGCUCCGAGAGCCUCGCGGAGACGACGGCUGAUUUCCCGUCCCGUGUUCCAAGCCUCAGAGGAUUUCGUGCGGUUCGUAGCGUUCACCGUAGGUUGCUCCCCCGCCGGCCGGGGCGCGAUGCGGGACUCGAGCAGCAUUGUACGUUAUACUCGACAGCCGUCGCCGAAGACCAGCCGGUCUCGGUGCUAGUCCUGACGCCCAUCCCGAACGACGGGGGAUCCCUUCCCUACUACCACCCAGCGGUAUUUCACCUUGCAUUCCGCUACAUUGUGGAUGAAACCCCCGUCCUGCGCAUAGAGGUCGUCCCCCUCCCUUCCACGCCCACUGAUGUCGACUCCAGGCUGUAUCGCACAUGCCUUGCUCUGCUGGAGACGCUGCACCGAUAUGGCUGGGGUGCGCUCACGAAUUACAAAAAGCGCGUCGUGCAUGACUUUAUUGUUCCAAGGGAGCCGUACCAGGACCUUUAUCUCGUCAUGCGCGAGCGGCACAAGCAUCUGGAUGUCGGUAUUGCUACGUUCCUGAUGCUACUUUGGAAAGACAUGUAUUCGCCUACUUCGGAUGACCCUGCACGAAUUGAUGACCUUGAAGGCGAGCCAUGGAAAAAAUGGCCCCGACCUCCCGCCGGCUUUGUCGAUAUAGGCUGUGGAAACGGGCUGCUGGCUCACAUCCUCGUCAGCGAGGGAUAUGCAGGCCAUGGAAUAGAUCUCCGCGCGCGGACAUCAUGGUCGCACUAUCCCCCAUCUACUCAAGCCCAACUCCAUGUUGAGGCGAUCGACCCGACGACACUCGUGGAUCUACCUCACACGAGCCACCCCUACUUCCGACCAGGUGUUUUCAUCAUAGGCAACCACUCCGACGAACUAACGCCCUGGGUGCCCAUUAUUUCGACCAUGUGCUCGGCGUCCGGAUACAUCUCGAUUCCUUGCUGCGCGUGGACAUUUGAUUCGCGAUACGACCGCUCGCGCACGCCGGGCUUUCCUGUCACCGAAGAGAAUUUCGUUCAGAGCCUUCAUUUGGGCGGAGACGGCAGCAACGCCAGCUCCUACUCCAUGUAUAGAAUUUGGCUCGCCUCUCUGAGCCUGUUUUGCGGCUGGAAGGUCGAGUGCGAAACCCUAAGAAUACCGAGCACUCGCAACUGGGCGCUCGUCGGGCGGGGACGGACAUCCCAUGACGCGGAUCAAAUCGCAGAGUUUGAGCGUCGUAUGAGGGAGAUCAUUGCAAACGUCCAGGCUAGAGGCUUGUUCAAGACGAGGACGCCGGAAGGAAAAAUUGGAGAUCACUGA
Molecule: messenger RNA, 1533 nt
Organism: Fibroporia radiculosa
Lineage: Eukaryota; Fungi; Basidiomycota; Agaricomycetes; Polyporales; Fibroporiaceae
Exons: 6
Coding region: 1-1533 (510 amino acids)
Biological process (GO): tRNA methylation
Molecular function (GO): tRNA (uridine) methyltransferase activity
Source: RefSeq, a predicted model, not a curated record